CUAUUUUUUUGAUUUCGACGUUGACAUUGCUCCUUUCUAUAACACGUAUAUACCGAAACAGACAAUAAACUUGUUCAGUCCACUGACAAUGGUGGGCAAUACAGGUUCUCCCCCCGGCAGGGAGUUCCUCUAUGAUGCCAACCUCCUGAAGGAGCUCGACUGGAGUUCAGUGAAGGAUUUCACGAAGCCCAGCAUAAGCAACGUUCAACCUGGAGAGGAUUGGCUUCUGGUCAGGCCACUCAAGAUCGAAGACUAUGACCAUGGCUUCUUGAAAUUGCUCUCCCAACUUACCAAAGUUGGGUCUGUGACCAAGGAGGAAUUCAUUCGUCAGUUCUAUGCUAUGAAGAGCGCCGGAGGCUACUACGUAACGGUCAUUGAGGAUACGAGAGACCAUUCAAUUAUAGGUUCCUCGACCUUGAUCACCGAGUUUAAGUUCAUCCACGAGUGCAGUCUGCGAGCGCGCUUGGAAGAUGUCGUUGUCAAUAACACCUACAGGGGCAAGCAGCUCGGCAAAUUAAUUGUUCUUACUGUGUCGCUCUUGGCGAAACGUCUGGGUUGCUACAAGAUGUCUUUGGAUUGCAAGGAUAACUUAAUCCCGUUCUACAAGAGCAUCGGCUACAGAAUGGAACCGGGCAAUGCCAAUUCGAUGACUAUUCGUUACGACGAAACGCCACCGGCGACAGCCCCAUCCUGACAAUUAGCAGCCAAUGCAUCGAACACCAAAUCCAAACUAUAAAUAACUUAUACUAUAUAGACAAUAACAUCCCUUUUGCCGCACCUCCAUAAAUAAAGUAAUCAUAAGAAAAUACAUGCGCGAGAUUAAACUGUUGAGAUUAAAUUUGGCUGUUUAGAAGGUGAUGAGGCAAAAGGUCUAUACAGUAUUCAUCAAUCGCCGAAACAUAAUGUACUUAUUUGCCUUAAGUUCGUUCUUGUCUUGUGCUGUUUAUAGUUUUAUUUUACGUGUUUUAUGCAUUGGCUGAAGCCGGGCGCUUCGGAAACGCCACACCAACAUCAAAUCUAUCGAUCCACUUAACAAUAAAUGUAUUGAAAGUGUUUAUUAUUUA
Molecule: messenger RNA, 1064 nt
Organism: Nicrophorus vespilloides
Lineage: Eukaryota; Metazoa; Arthropoda; Insecta; Coleoptera; Silphidae
Gene: Gnpnat
Product: probable glucosamine 6-phosphate N-acetyltransferase
Exons: 4
Coding region: 89-694 (201 amino acids)
Biological process (GO): UDP-N-acetylglucosamine biosynthetic process
Cellular component (GO): endoplasmic reticulum; Golgi apparatus; endoplasmic reticulum-Golgi intermediate compartment
Molecular function (GO): glucosamine 6-phosphate N-acetyltransferase activity; monosaccharide binding
Source: RefSeq, a predicted model, not a curated record